This is a messenger RNA of Rosa chinensis, 428 nucleotides long. Its product is annotated as 40S ribosomal protein S14. Gene Ontology annotation, molecular function: small ribosomal subunit rRNA binding; mRNA 5'-UTR binding; structural constituent of ribosome. Lineage: Eukaryota; Viridiplantae; Streptophyta; Magnoliopsida; Rosales; Rosaceae. Gene Ontology annotation, cellular component: cytosolic small ribosomal subunit; ribosome. The record is from RefSeq and is a predicted model, not a curated record. Gene Ontology annotation, biological process: ribosomal small subunit assembly; maturation of SSU-rRNA from tricistronic rRNA transcript (SSU-rRNA, 5.8S rRNA, LSU-rRNA); translation. The transcript has 3 exons. Bases 4 to 276 code for a protein of 90 amino acids.
GGUAUGAAGGGGUAUGGGGAUGAGUCUUCCCCAUACGCAGCUAUGCUUGCAGCACAGGAUGUUUCUAUGACAUGCAAGGAAUUGCGUAUUACUGCUCUUCAUAUUAAGUUGUGGGCAACGGGUGGCAACAAAACUAAGACACCUGGCCCUGGUACCCAGUCUGCACUCCGUGCUCUUGCUCGUUCUGGAAUGAGAAUUGGUCGUGUUGAGGAUGUGACUCCAAUUCCUGCCGAUAACACCAGUAGAAAGGGUGGUAGAAGAGGAAGAAGGCUGUGAGCUUGCAGGUCAUGUCCGGGCAGGACUGUUUGGGUCAUGCCGUUGGAUUUUGAGACUCUUAAACUAGCCUCUGCUACUUUCCUGCUUUUGAACUGAUAUGUAGCUUCUGACUGUUUUGCUAAAAAUUUAUAUUCAGUUUCUUUAUGAAGAGA